AUGCCGCAAGUAAUAUUACUGUUUAGUGGGAAGAGAAAAUCAGGAAAGGACUUCCUUACCACACAUUUACAGAACUUGCUUGCGGACAAAUGUGAAGUUUUAAAAAUAUCUCAUCCUAUAAAGAGUCAUUGGGCCAAGGAGAAGAAUUUGAAUUUGAAUGAAUUGUUGGGAGACAGUGAGUACAAGGAACAAUACCGACUUGAUAUGAUCAACUGGAGCGAAGAGAUGAGAGCUCAAGAUUAUGGAUACUUCUGUAGGAUUGCUUGUCAAGAUGCGACUGACAAGCCAAUAUGGAUUGUAAGCGACAUCAGACGAAAAACAGAUAUCAAAUGGUUUAAAGAAAACUAUGGCAAUAAGACAAGGAACAUAAGAAUUAUGGCUGACGAAGAAACAAGAAAGAAAAGAGGUUUUAUUUUCAAAUCUGGAGUUGAUGACGUAGCUUCCGAGUGUGAUUUAGAUGAUUUUGUUGACUGGGAUCUUUUGAUAGAUAAUAGUGAGGGGAAACAGAAGCUAGAGGAACAAUUAAGUAGUAUAUUGGGUCUAGUUUCUGGGUUAUGA
This is a messenger RNA of Spodoptera littoralis (African cotton leafworm), 558 nucleotides long. The record is from the annotation of a GenBank genome assembly. NCBI's taxonomy places the organism in Eukaryota, Metazoa, Arthropoda, Insecta, Lepidoptera, Noctuidae.